Molecule: messenger RNA, 3451 nt
Organism: Symbiodinium necroappetens
Lineage: Eukaryota; Dinophyceae; Suessiales; Symbiodiniaceae
Source: the annotation of a GenBank genome assembly
GCGAAGCUUGCGGGUGCGGGUCCUUGGCUCCGAGAAGCUCUCAGAGCCGCUGUGGUUCGAGCAGAAUGCCGCGGUGGUCGUACCAGACUGCGCGGGACGUGUCGUCGCCCAGCUCUUGACACCUCAGCCGGAUCACCGGCUACUGUUGCUGGCACCCGCUCUACGACUCCACAACGAGACCGACUUGAUGCUGGCUGUACGCUUUCACGAAGAAGCCCGAGCGACGGUCAUCAAGCAUUUGGACUCCGCGAUCUGCAACGCGUCACUUCUGGGACUGAAGUCUGAGUGUGAGCCAGCAGCUGCAGAGCCCCAAGCUGCCAGCUGCAAGAGCGCUGACAAUGAGUGGGUUUGCCUUCCACCGAACAGUAUCUGUGCGGUGCCGGCGGCAGCCACGGCGCAGGACGGAAAAAGUGGCGACAGGACAAUCAUCAGUUUGCGGCCGGCAGCUUGGAGCCUCCCCGACGUGGACUUCAGUCAGCCGAGCUCCGUGGGCCGGAAGAUCGUGGAGGGCCUCUCCUGCAAGUUAGGGGUUGGGUCAUCAAGAAGUGGCUACCCUCACGCCGGGCCUGUACCGCUACACUUCCUGGUCGUGCAAGGCAGCGAAAACAUAGGCUCCGGAAAUGGACAGAAAAUCAAGACGUUGUCCAUCAGACCAAGCAUGGUGUUCAUGAACGCACUGCCGUUUGGACCCCUUGGUUUGGACAUCGCCUCUACUUCGAGCAAAGCCCCGCCCGUGGUCGUCGAGGCUUUGCAACGCGUCAAUUUCUAUGGGCUCAGCAUGCAAGAGAUGCGUGGCGGUCUGACUUUAGCCGCGCAGCUGGCACCCAAGGCGCCUUGGAGUGGCAAGGUAAACUUGGAGGGCAAUGACAUCGUGGACAUCACCGAAAACGUAUUGGGUGAUGAGGCCAAGAUUCUAGACAUGAAGGAGAGCACCAGCGGAGCACCAGCCGCGGUUUCCCUGGAGUGUUUGGGUCAUGGCCAGAUUCGUGUCAGCUGCUCUCACUGGCUGCUGGACCGCAGCGGUGCGCAGGAAAAGGGUCUGGGCAAGCUGGAGGUCUUCUACCAGGGGGCCAAGUUGCCCUCACACAAUGGCAUCACUCUGCUUCAUGCUGGCUGCUUCGAGAACCCUUGUGAUCUGGUCUUGUGUCCUGACGGAAAGUCGAUGAAAGCGAAGCGGACCAUGAAGUUGCCACCAAACUUUGAGAGCUUCGUCUGGAACACACCCUCUGGAAGCCUGGAGAUGACUCUUCGUAUCGGCAGCAUCAAGAGCAGCAGUGUGCACGGAGCCACCUGUAUGCAAUUCACCCUGGCUCCUCGACUGGUCUUGACAAACGCCUCGGACGUGGAGCUUGAGCUCGAGACCCCCGAAAAGAUGAAGAUACGGUGGAAGCCACGCGAGUCCCGGGUGCUGCACUGGAAGGCUAACAUGGAAGCCGUGGAUCCUUUGGCCACCACUUUCCGCUUCCGUCCCAUCGGUGGAGGUCAAUGCGAGUUCUCAGGAGUUGUCCUGUGCAGCGACGGCUCCGCGGGCUCCACUCCUUUUACGUUGAAGCGCCAGGGAGGUGGUGUCGAGGUGUGGAGUGUUGAUGUGGCUCCGCUUCAUGGCAGCAUGGGUGUCCUGAUUCGUCCCGGCUCCGAUUUCAUCGCCUGCAACCUCCUGGAGAACAGGAUGGAGGUGCAAGACGAGGAGCGGCCAGACGAGAGAAUCAAUGUGCCUGCAGGUGGAGAGAGCGUUCCGAUCGGAUGGUGCAAACCCUUCUCGGGCAAGCGGUCUCGAGCUGUCCGUGUGAUUGUGGACAAGGAGAUCGUUGACAUUCCAGAUCUUCAGAGAACAGCGGUACGGCCUUUGAAGACGCCGGGACUUGCCCUCCGCGUGAUGCGCAGCGGGAAGACCACGAAGCUGAGCCUCGAAGAGCUGCAGGAGAAGCAGCAAGUUCAAGCCAAGUCUGAGGCCUUCCAGGCCACUUUUGAGCUGCACGUGAAGCUGGGCCGUGCCGGUAUAUCGCUCAUCGACGAGAGCCCCCCUCAGCCUUGCGAGCUGUUCUUCUUCUCCCUGGACAUGCUUCGUCUCGAGUACAUGCAGGAUGCCGCCCGAGAUUCGGAGAAGCUCACAGUGUCUGUUUCUGAGGUCCAGGGCAUCUGCCAGCUGCCAGAUCGGACAAAUGACUUGGACAAAGUGAACAUGCUGGACCCCAGCCAGCUCCAGCGGUUGCACGAAAACUUGUUGCAGAAUCAGGAGCUCCCGGCAGUCAUUUUGGCCAACCAUUCCGCAGGGGGAAAGUCCUUCCUGCAGUUCCAGAUGACUCGACAGGCCACUUCGUCCAGGGAUCUGCUGCUCAGCGCAGCGCAGCUUGAUGUCGACAAACUGGAUUUCACCGUGGACGAGAAGUGGUUGACUCCGUUGCAGCAGUGGCUUUCGCACACGUUCGGCGCAGGGGGGUUCGACCUCUUCGGGGUCGUGGCAGAAGAGCUCUUGAACGUCGCCGGCAAGCCCAUCACCGAUGGCUACAUUCCGCCAGAUGUCCCGGCUGUCGUACAGGCAGAAGAUGUGAACAUUUCUGCGGUCGACACUACGGUGUGGUGCUCACUUCGACUGAAGUAUCUGGAAUUCCUGCCGGUAUAUGUUCGCACAGCGCUCAAAGUACUUUCAUUCAGCAGCUACUUCACCUUGGAUGGGGUGGGUCUCCUCCUCCCUGCUCGACAUCUCGAGCCUCACCGGGGAUCUUUGCAGGACUAUGCCAUGGCUGUCGUCAGCGACUACAGCACUUCCAUCUUGGCUCAUCUUGGCUCACUUCUAGGCAAAAGCUCGCUGCUGAAUCUUCCAAAGGCUCCACUAAAGCUGGGUGGUGCAGUUGUGGCAGUCAUGGGCGACAAGCUUACUGACGUGACGACCGGGGCAGCGUCACUUCUCAGGAACUUUACUAUGGAUGACGAGUACAUCGCUAAGAACCGAGAGAAAAAGACCAUCACCGGCGCAAGUCAGGGCUUCGCCGCAGCGGGCAAGACUCUGAUGGAUGGAGUCGAGGGUAUGUUCGACGUUGUGAAGAAGCCAGUGGAGGGCGCCCAGAAAGAAGGGCUAUGGGGCUUCGCUACAGGCUUGACCAAAGGAGUCGCGGGAAGCAUUGUGAAGCCCGUUGCCGCCUUUGGCACCGCCAUUGGUGAGGUCGGAACUGGCCUUGCUUCCACGACCAACACAUUAAACGACAACGAAGCGAAUCAGCGCCGGCGUGCACGGCGACGUCUGCGAUUACCGCGUCUACUCUUUGGAGAGUUGGGCGAGGUGCGUCCUUUCGUCGACUUUGAAUCUCAACUCUACCAAAGGUACGGAGCAAACAUCCGUGGCGUCUGUGAAGUGGUGCUCCUCGACAGAGAAGAAAAAGGUGGAGACCUUUUCAUCACCUCUCUUCUGCUGUUCGUGGACCAGCUUGCCGUGGCAGUAGCUUCAAAUCAG